GUGGUCAAGAUUAACUGAUGAAUUCCAGACAAAUAACAGAUGUCAACUAGGAAAUGUAUAUGUACUACAAAACCCUACCAAAACUAAUAAAAAUGGUAUUCGCAUAAAUUACAUUAAGUAUCAAUGAAAGGUUUUAAAGUGUAGAACUCUGUUACUAACGUCUUUAAAAAUGCCUUCAGUUGAAACAUUUUUGGCAUGCAUGUUUAUGGGUAAACUUAAAAAAAUAUAUGGGACAGGUCCACUGGAGCAGCAAUAUGAACCUUCUACCAUCGAAUAUUAUAGUGAAAGAUGUAUAAAUUCGUUUUAUGUAAUUUGGAAAUUAGGAAUAUAUACUUCUCCAGUUAUAGUAGGAUUUUUAUACCAACGGGGAUAUUUCGAACCAGAUGGACUUUUAACAUUAACAAAAUUAGUUACCACUGCUGGAAUUAUUGUAGUCAUGUCACUAUGCUUAAGAGGAAUUGGUAGGGCAAAUAAUCCGACAUACAUCAAAUUUCUAUCAACUGUAAAAAAUGCAGAAACAAAUAUGACACCAGCUACUAAACAACAAUUAAUGAAAUAUGAUUUUGACUUUAAAUCCUGGCCAGUGGAAUUCAGAUGUACAAAGGAUGCGAGUGAAAUGGGACAACAAUUACCCAAGAAAACUACAUACAAAAACAUAAUAAAUUGGGCAUGGCAAAUUCCUUACAAAAUUAUUGCUUAUCUUGCUAUCCAUACAUUUGGAAUAAGAUUGAUUUAUCCAGGAACUAUGGGUUUCUUACAAAUGAUAUUAGAACAAAGUCUUGUACAAGGAAGAGCAAAGUUGAUAGAGCAUUUUAAGGCUGAAAGAUUCAAAAUUCACACUGCAGAUGAUAAUUACAUUGACACUAUGUUUGUUAAUAAGAGAAAUAAUGCGCCCAAUGGCAACACUCUUGUCAUAUGCUGUGAGGGAAACGCUGGUUUUUAUGAAAUUGGUGUUAUGACAACGCCCAUUGAAGCAGGAUAUUCUGUAUUGGGCUGGAAUCAUCCAGGUUUUGCUAGCAGUACGGGUAGUCCAUAUCCGUCCCAAGAACAAAAUGCCAUACAUGCUGUUAUGCAGUUUGCUGAGCAAAAAUUAGAAUUCAAGAGAGAGGAUAUAAUUUUAUUUGGUUGGAGCAUCGGAGGAUAUACAGCUUCUUGGGCAGCUAUGAAUUAUCCUGAUAUUAAAGGAUUGAUUCUGGAUGCCACAUUUGAUGAUGUAUUACCUUUAGCUCUCAACACUAUGCCAGCUUGGUUGGAACCAAUAGUGAAGUUAGCUAUAAAAGAACAUGUGGAUCUUAACAUAGUUGACCAAGUGAUACGAUAUCCUGGCCCGUUAUUACUGAUUAGAAGAACCGAUGAUGAAGUAAUAUGCACUCGACCUGGUAAUAUCUCAACAAAUCGAAUCAAUAAUUUAUUGAUGAAAGUGCUUCGUUAUCGAUACCCCUUUAUUUUUGACGAAGCACAGAUACAGCUGAUAACUGAAUAUUUGGCCCUUACUUCACCAGCUUUCCAAGAAAACUUCUUGCAACGUUAUGGUAUAGACGAUGGGGUCUGUUAUUCUUCAUUGCAAUCCUAUAUAUCUGAAUAUUCCAAAAGUUAUCCAAUGAGAAUUGGUGAAGAUUGGAAGGAAACUGAUAAAUCUCAAAUGGCUCUUUAUCUGGUGAAGAAGUACAUGGUGGAUUUCAAAGGUACCCACUGUAUAAACAUGCCAUUGCAUUUAUUCCAGACUCCGUGGGAUGUAGCAGUGGAAAACGAUUUUGUAUUUAUGAAUAAAUAAUUGAUAUCUAAUUUGUAUUUGAUAUUUAUUUAAUGAAAAACGAAACUACUUAUCAAUUUAAAUUCAUGAUUGAUUAGAGUUUGUUUAGUGAUGUAUUUUGUUGGUUUAUUGAUUCUAUAUAAGUAAUGUAAAACAAUUGGGAGUAUAAAGAUGUUUAUAUUUUUAGAUUUAUGGAUAAUUAAUAAAAAUAUUGGAUUAUUUUGAAAA
Diorhabda sublineata is the source of this 1981-nucleotide messenger RNA. Its product is annotated as phosphatidylserine lipase ABHD16A. Gene Ontology annotation, molecular function: glycerophospholipase activity; monoacylglycerol lipase activity. Gene Ontology annotation, biological process: monoacylglycerol catabolic process; phosphatidylserine catabolic process. The coding region runs from base 170 to 1774 and encodes 534 amino acids. The transcript is spliced from 10 exons. Gene Ontology annotation, cellular component: endomembrane system. The record is from RefSeq and is a predicted model, not a curated record. Lineage: Eukaryota; Metazoa; Arthropoda; Insecta; Coleoptera; Chrysomelidae.